CUGCCGAAUCUUCAGAGGGAAGUCGCCAGUCAGUUGCUCGACUGCAACAAGGAGCUUAGUGUGCUGCCGCCUGCUAUUACGGGCGAACCGUCAACGCACGUUCUGAACCUCGUCACCGACUUUUGCAAGGAUGUACGUGAUCACGUACAUGGGACGACGAUGACUGCGCGGCUCGUGCAGACUAACCGCCAGACGUAUGCGGCGUUCAAACGUGGAAUACGCUCGACUGCACCACGCUUCAUUCCCUAUCCGUCUGCACGUGAG
Molecule: messenger RNA, 264 nt
Organism: Postia placenta MAD-698-R-SB12
Lineage: Eukaryota; Fungi; Basidiomycota; Agaricomycetes; Polyporales; Adustoporiaceae
Exons: 1
Source: RefSeq, a predicted model, not a curated record